Molecule: messenger RNA, 2556 nt
Organism: Coniophora puteana RWD-64-598 SS2
Lineage: Eukaryota; Fungi; Basidiomycota; Agaricomycetes; Boletales; Coniophoraceae
Exons: 8
Coding region: 34-2412 (792 amino acids)
Biological process (GO): regulation of DNA-templated transcription
Cellular component (GO): nucleus
Source: RefSeq, a predicted model, not a curated record
CUCACGUUGAAACGUUGCAACAGACAACAAACAAUGUCUGCCCUGCAUCGACGCAAGUCCACCGUGUUUGUAGACAUUCCACCUUCCCCCUUGCACAAGCACCAUCGGUCCGCGUCCAUCAACUCGUCCUUUAAGGAAAACGCGCCCAGUAUGGCAAAUGUCACGCACAAGAAACGCAAGUCCGUUGGAGACAUGGAAGCACUCAAGUCGGUCAAGAAAUUCAAAGUUGACAUGAUCGAGGACGACAAACUUCCGAACGCGAACGAGGAGUUCCCGAGGGGCUUCUUCUACUGUCACCAGUGCAACAGAAAGCGCGACAUUUCAUAUGGCUUGCGAUGCACUUAUAUCGCGUCCAAGGCGAAACGCUGCAACACCCGCUACUGCAAGCCGUGCAUACGAAAUCGCUACGGCAUUUCUGCAGAUGGGAUUCUCAGCGCCGGUGUCCCCAGCAAGUCCAAGGGACACGUCCCUGAUGCGGGAUACAUCUAUAAAUGCCCGCGAUGCGCCGACGAGUGCAAUUGCGUCCGUUGCCGCAAGGCAAAGGGCCUUCAGCCUACAGGGAACCUCACUCUCAUGGCCAAGCGGGCCGGAGUUGCGUCCGCCUCGGCCAUGCUGAAAGAUAACCCGAAAGCACUCGGCCCGCAAAGUGGCAAAUCCGUCGUGCCCAAGAAACAGGCCCAGCACCGCGCCUCUCUUCCCUCGGCCUUCCCAUCUACCAUACUGUCUAGCAAGUCCAUCGCGUCGACCAUCGCCUCAACCACAUCCGCGCCCUCUGGACCCACUCCCGUAGCAGAGCAAACCAAACCAAAACCAGCCAAACCGCGAUACAAGCCCAAGCCCUACCCGCACUGGCGCGCUCUGCACACGCGCCUCCCGCUCGCGUCCGCUGAAGACAGGAUCCACAUCCGCGAGUUUGCGCUGCGCUUUAGCACGACGACGCGCGACGCGGAUGGGAAUGAGCGGAGCGUGCUCAAGAUUCCACGUGCGACGCUGGACGAACUGGAGUGUGUCGCGGGGAAGAGGGGAGGCACGGAUGCAGGGAAGAGGGGAAGGGGUGAUGCAGAAGACGAGCCGGACGAGGGGGCGCUCGCGCCGUGGGUAAGCGAGGGGUGCGUGAAGAGCCUCGUGCUCGCGAUGUUGAGUAUGCUGUACGAUGAGGCGGUUGAAGAUGAGGACGAGGAGGAAGCCGGGGAACUCGACGAAGCCAUCAAAGCCAUCAAAUCCUCCUCGACCACGAACUCCCUCCAAAAGAUCGCCCGCGCCCUGUCCUCGCUCGACCGAUCCUUCGGAUUGCCGGAACCACACCCGCCGCCUGCCAACAGCGCGCGUCUCGCGCGCAGCACACGCAGUGCCGCCGCCGCCGACGCACGGGGAGAGGUCGAGGUAGUGUGCACCGCUCAGCUAGUGCCUGUCAUCGCAGCGCUCAUAAGCGCAGCGAUUCCAACUGACGGCGUACGCGCGGCGCUUGAAGGAGGGUUCGAGGAAGCAAGAGAAGUGAGGGAGCGGGCCAAGGCACUAGGCAGGGCGGAGAAGGAACGGUAUAGGGAGGAGAAAGAGCAGGAAAAGGCGAGUACGGACGGGCCCGCCCCACACUCCCGCCUGCGCGGCUCCAAGAACGCGCCCAAACGCGCACACGAAGCCCGCCUCGAAUCCUACGACCACCUCUCCACGCUCGCCUGUGCGUCGUACGAGCCGCGCAUCGCCCCGCUUGGCCGUGACUCGUCCGGCCGGGUUUACUGGGCGCUUACGCCCGGCCCCGCCGAGCGCGAGUCCGCGCGCGAGCUGCUCGAUGCGUUGCACGAGGAUAUUGUCACCGUCGAGGGAGCGGGGAAGACGAAGGCGAAGAAGACGAAGCGUCAGCAGCCGAAGAAGCGCUCGCCGCCUACCGAGAAUGAGAGGGAGGGGCUGCGGAGGUGGUGCUGGGGCGUGGUGGUGUGGGGCGAGCGGCCGCCGGAGGCGGAGAGGGCGUUUAGGUUCAAGGUUCCGUUUUCUGUGGGGAGCGACGGUGAGGUUGAGGACGCGGAUGACAGUGAUAGCGAGGACGAAGAUGGUCCUGCACAGCGGUGGUGGGGCUUUGCAGAGUCGCAGGAGAUCGAGCGACUCGCGUCGUACGUGCUCGUCAAGGCCGGCUUACACCUUGAAGAGGGCCAGUCGUCGAUCGAGAAGUCGUUCGCUGUCGCUUCCGCGAAGGCAAAUGUGGCUGCCCAGACGCAGGUGAACAGCAAAGUGAACGGGAAGAAAGAGAAGAUCAAGACGAAGGGCAAGGGGAAGGAUAACAACGGAGACGGGAUCGAACAGAGCAACGAGGUCAGAGUCACGAGCGCCGAGGUGCGCGAGCUUGUGCAGAGGCUGGAUGAGUAUGCUUCACUGCUUCGGUGGCGGCUGAAGGAACCCGGCGAGGACGGCCUUUAGACGUCAGCGCACUCUUUCACGACCUUUAUCAACCAUGCUCACUGCUUUCUUCGUCAAUCGUAGGACCAUUGUUAGAUAUAUUCAGAUGCAAUAUUCCUUUAGAUCUAAUUUUUACGAUACCUAGGCUAAUAUACGAAAUACAUG